Perca fluviatilis (European perch) is the source of this 2624-nucleotide messenger RNA. It is a transcript of the gene wasf2, whose product is annotated as WASP family member 2. Gene Ontology annotation, cellular component: cytoskeleton. Gene Ontology annotation, molecular function: Arp2/3 complex binding; actin binding; protein kinase A regulatory subunit binding. NCBI's taxonomy places the organism in Eukaryota, Metazoa, Chordata, Actinopteri, Perciformes, Percidae. Bases 176 to 1369 code for a protein of 397 amino acids. The record is from RefSeq and is a predicted model, not a curated record. The transcript is spliced from 10 exons. Gene Ontology annotation, biological process: actin cytoskeleton organization; positive regulation of Arp2/3 complex-mediated actin nucleation.
GCCGCUCGACCAAUCAGAAGUUCACAAUCCCGGGACUUUGGUAGCUCGUCCGUGUACUGUAGCGCUCAACAUUUCUUGUGAAAAUCUUGAGACAGGAUAACAACCAGACUGUAUAGAGAGAGUCUACAGUUGCCAAUUUUGACGGGUUGGGCCCCCCUACACACAACACCCCACCAUGCCUCUGGUUACGAGGAAUAUAGAGCCACGGCAUGUGUGUCGACAGACCAUCCCUUCCAACAUCCGCAGUGAGCUGGAAUGUGUCACCAAUAUCAGCCUGGCCAACAUCAUCCGCCAGCUCGGCAGCCUCAGUAAAUAUGCAGAGGAUGUGUUUGGGGAGCUGUUUAUCCAGGCUGGAGCAUUUGCGGUCAGAGUAAAUACACUGGGAGAAAGAGUGGAUCGACUGCAGGUAAAAGUCACCCAGCUGGACCCCAAAGAAGAGGAAGUCUCUUUGCAGGCCAUUACUACCCGAAAGGCCUUCCGAAGCAGUCUGACCCAGGACCAGCAGAUGUUCACCAGGCCAUCUCUGCCAAUGCCUGUACAGGACACCUACAAAACCUGUAAUCCGCCCCCACCACUCAACUACCUCAGCGAAUACCGGGACGAUGGGAAAGAGGCCCUUAAGUUUUACACUGAUCCCUCCUACUUCUUUGACUUGUGGAAGGAGAAAAUGCUGCAGGACACCAAGGACAUCAUGAAGGAGAGACGCAAACACAGAAAGGAGAAGAAAGACCAUUUGAACCAACGAACGCUUAAUCCGCGAAAGAUCAAGACCAGAAAGGAUGAAUGGGAACGCCGUAAGAUGGGGGCGGAGUUUGUGGUGCCAAAGAAUGAUUUGAUGAAUUCUUCUGAGGCUCUGAAUGGCAGUAUUGGAUCUGGAGAUGGCUUUAAUUCUGAAGGCUUUGAGAUGAGUACCGACUCCUACGCUUAUGACCCCGGCUCGCCUCUCUCUCCGCCUGGCAAUGAUGACUUCCUGCCUCCUCCACCUCCAGACAUGUAUAAUGACGGAGGAGAUGCGAACACCUCCAGAAGCGUGUCCAGUGUGGACCUUCCACCUCCCCUCCAUCCACCUGGCCCUCCUCCUUCAUCUUUUAACCACUCUGCUCCCCUUCCUCCCUCUGGUGGUGGGGCGCCACCAAGCUCUGCUCCUAAGCCUCAGCCAGAGCCUGCUGCCGAUGAUCCUCGCAGUGACCUGCUGCAGGCCAUCCGACAAGGUUUCAACCUGCGUAAGACGGAGGCACAGCGGGAGCAGGAGAAAAGGGAUCACUCUGGCAAUGACGUGGCCGCCAUCCUGUCCCGUCGUAUUGCUGUAGAGUGCAGCGACAGCGAGGAUGACUCCUCAGAGUUUGACGAUGACGAGUGGUCUGAGUGAUUGUCAUCCCGUUUUGCCUUCACUACCACCUCUGUAGCUUUCCUUUCUUUCCUUAACAGCUUCCUUGUAUUUCCAUUCAGAUUACAUUCUUAAUAGCAGUGAAGCACAGGUCCAUGUUCUGUGUAUCUUUUAGAUUUUGAGCGUAUGCACACAGUAUUUACAAGUGACCUAUUACAAAUCACAUUCCUUGAACCAUUUAUUUUUAUUUAUCCAAAAUUAUUCUGAUCAGAGGUGCAAAAGUCCAAAGAUUGAGAAGAGUGUGUGUGGUUGUAUCCCCAACCUUGUUGCUUUAAUUGGAUGUUAUUGAUGUCAAGAGUGUUGUGUGACGUGAUGCACGUCUCUCUGCUGAGUCUGUAUGUAAACACAUCACCUCUUCAUCUUAGAGUCUAUUAGAUUCACGUGUACUUUGCUGUGGGUCCAAUGUCAGAUUUUUAUCCGCUUAAGUAUAUUAAGGCAAAGGACAUUAGAGAGGGAGUACACACACACAAGCACGCAACCUUUUCCACACACAGUAUUUUUACGUACUCAGUGGAUAAGACACAAGGUGUUGACGUCGAAACAUUUUCGCUCACUCAUUAUACGAUAUAGAUGUAAAGUUUAUAUAAUCUAUUGAAUCAUGUCUACUAAAGAUAAUUAAUGCAAUCCUUUUUAUAUCCCUUUAAGCCACAGUUUUCUUUGCCACUUUUCCUUUCCUCAUUUGUAUUCAAUCUUCUUUCUUUCUGUGGUUGUCAUGGGAACAAUUCACUUGUGGAUGUGACAUUGUUGUAGUUUAUAAACAAAUUCAUGAAUGAAUUAUUCAGUAUCAUAGGGGAAGUAUUGGAUCACCAUGGCAGAUACCUGGGUGUUUGAUGAGAUCACAUGUUUCAUUUUGUAUUGUGGUUCAACUCUGUUGCGUAUUUCUUGCUGCAGUUUUUCUUUUCAACAUUUCUGGGAAUCAAUUAGGCUCUGUUGCUUUAAUCACUACGCUAUGUAGAAUAAGUGCCUUUUUAUACUGCAUUUCGGUGUCAGUGUAGGUUUAUUUUUGGUUAUCCACACUUGUCACUGAUCAGCUUCUUCUAAAAAGCUUAUCAGCUGUUAUUGAUGAGUCAAAUGUACAUUAGAACCGACAGAUGUUUAGUGUGGACCACAUAUUUCUCAAGUGCCUUUAUUAUAAAUGUGCCUAUGUUAAAGCGCAAUCACAGACCUUGCUUUGCCAAAGCUUCUCCUGCCUUUUCCAAAUGAUUAUAGUUAUUUUAAUAAAGAGAGUGAAUUACAA